This is a messenger RNA of Nicotiana attenuata, 1708 nucleotides long. RefSeq names its product ubiquitin receptor RAD23b-like. Gene Ontology annotation, molecular function: ubiquitin binding; polyubiquitin modification-dependent protein binding; proteasome binding. Lineage: Eukaryota; Viridiplantae; Streptophyta; Magnoliopsida; Solanales; Solanaceae. Gene Ontology annotation, biological process: nucleotide-excision repair; proteasome-mediated ubiquitin-dependent protein catabolic process. Gene Ontology annotation, cellular component: nucleoplasm; cytosol. The record is from RefSeq and is a predicted model, not a curated record. The coding region runs from base 310 to 1410 and encodes 366 amino acids. The transcript has 12 exons.
ACAUCAAGGGUUUCUCUUAUUUUCUUUUCCUUCUUUCUCCAUCAAAUUUUCUAACACCAAAUACUCGUAAAACUAAAACUAAAACAAAAAGUUUUAAAAAAGAUCUUUUUUCUAAACCAUAAUUAGUAACUCACGUGGAUGACACGAGCUCAACAAUUUCUUACAAACUGCAAAUAUGUUGAAAAUCAAAACCCAUUAGUGCUCCUCUCUCAUUUACCAAAUCUUGUAAGGGAAGCACAUUUUAUAAUUGUCGUGUGAGCAUUUGGUGUUUUAGGGUUUUUCUAUCAAAGGUAUUUGUAAUUUUCAGAUAUGAAGCUUACUGUGAAGACUCUGAAAGGCAGUCACUUCGAAAUUAGGGUUCAGCCUUCCGAUACGAUUAUCGCAGUCAAGAAAAACAUUGAGGAUAUACAAGGAAAAGAUAAUUAUCCAUGUGGGCAGCAGUUACUGAUUCACAAUGGUAAGGUUUUGAAGGAUGAAAGCACGUUAUUGGAAAAUAAUGUUUCUGAAGAUGGCUUUCUUGUUGUCAUGCUUAGCAAGAGCAAGACUGCUGGUUCAAGUGGAACAUCAUCUGCACCGCCUUCCGCUCCUACAGUCAACCCAACUCCAGCACCUGAAGUGACUCCACCAGCACCGGAGCCUAAGGAUGUUGCUUCAGCUUCUGAUGCCGCAACAGCUAGUCUUCCAACUGAUAAUUUUAGUCAAGCUGCAUCAAAUCUAGUUGCUGGAAAUAAUCUUGAGCAGACAAUACAACAAAUAAUGGAAAUGGGUGGUGGCAACUGGGAUAAAGAAACAGUGACACGGGCACUUAGAGCAGCUUAUAACAAUCCUGAAAGGGCUAUUGAUUACUUGUAUUCAGGGAUUCCUGAAACAGCAGAAGUUGCUGUACCUGUGGCUAGUAGCGGGGUUAAUUCUGCACUAGGGACUACUACUGUGCCUGCUGCCCCUGUUUCUGGAGCACCCAAUUCAGCUCCUUUAAAUUUGUUUCCGCAGGAGAAUGUUGCUGGUGCUGGUGGUGCUGCCCUUGGAUCCCUUGAUUUUCUCAGGAAUAACCAACAGUUUCAAGCAUUACGUUCUAUGGUUCAAUCUAACCCGCAAAUUCUACAGCCUAUGCUUCAGGAACUUGGAAAGCAAAAUCCUCAACUUUUAAGAAUGAUACAAGAGCACCAUCAAGAGUUUCUUCAACUAAUCAAUGAACCUGUAGAUGGUUCUGAUGGGGACCUAUUUGAUCAGCCUGAGCAGGACAUGCCCCACACAGUUAGUGUCACUCCACAAGAGCAGGAGGCGAUCGAGCGACUCGAGGCAAUGGGUUUUGAUCGAGCUCUUGUUAUCGAGGCCUUUUUAGCUUGUGAUCGCAAUGAGGAACUAGCUGCAAAUUAUUUAUUAGAGCAUGCUGGAGAUUACGAAGAUUGAGUGCCAUAAUCUUCUUAGCAAUAUUCUUUUGCACACCACUAACAGGUCUUGAGUUGAUUUUAAUUACUCAUGAGGGUUUGUAAAGGAGGUUUUACUUUAACUGUGCGUCCAAAAUUCUUUUCCGAGUGGGGAAGGUUCAUUUGGUAGCUUUGCUUUGCAGUUACUCCAAGUGAAAGAAAAUGAUCACUAGUGGAAAUUUGUUCCGAGACUGUAAAGAAUUGCUGGUUGAGGUGGGAAAUGCAACUUCUGGGUUCUCCCAUUAUUUAAUGCCUUUGACUUCUAGUUGGUCCAGUUGCUA